AUGCUCGUCAUGCGCUUCCAGAAUGUGGCCGUCAACUACCUGAGCUCCUGGUUCCUGCUCGACUUCAGCGUGAUCACUGUGGACUGGGUCUUGACAGCACUCUCCUUGGGCGACGAUGACGACGGAGCCUCUGGAGUUGCGAGGCUCUCCAAGGCCCUCCGCCUCCUGCAUUUCCUGCGCCUGGCGCGCGUGGUGCGAAUGAUCAAAACGAAUGCGAUCCUGCAGCACCUGGAGGAGAACACGCUGUCGCAGGUCACGAUGACGCAAUACAGCCUGCUCCUGGGCGCAGAAGCUGCUGAGGGCUUGCUACAGUAG
Molecule: messenger RNA, 315 nt
Organism: Symbiodinium natans
Lineage: Eukaryota; Dinophyceae; Suessiales; Symbiodiniaceae
Source: the annotation of a GenBank genome assembly